GUCAAAAAUGCUCUCUUCUCGCGGUGCCAGAAAUGCCGUGUUAUUCGACAUUCCCUGGCGAUAUGCUCCGCCUCACACCUACGACAAGAAGACGAAUCCCUCAGGAUUGAUCUCUUUCGGGAUGGCAGAGCACCUCCCUAUGCGCCGAGAGAUCGCGGACUACAUCAACAGCAAGGUCAUCUUUACAGAAGACUCGGUCGGUUAUCGGGGUGAUCCCACUCAUCUACCCAAGGCAGUGGCGGCUCAUCUGAACAGGAUUCUGAAUCCCCAUGUCCCAAUCAAACCAGCCAAUAUCGUAGUGGCAACCAGUGCUACAGCGCUAGGGGGAAUGCUCGGAUUUACACUCGCAGAGUCUGGUGAUGGUAUCCUCGUUAGUCGGCCGAUAUAUGGUCGAUUUGAACUUGAUUAUGGCGUUGAGGCAGGCGUUGAGAUCGUCUACGCAGAUACUGACCCAGAAGAAGCGUUUCAUCCUGAUUAUGCCGUUCUCAAAUAUGAGAUGGCACUUAAGGAGGCCGAAAAGAGAGGUGUUAAGAUUAGAGCUGUGAUUAUUGUGAAUCCACACAACCCUGUGGGUCGCUGUUAUCCAGCAGAAACACUCAAGGAGAUCCUCAGAUUCUGUGACAGGCACCAUAUCCAUUUCAUUAGCGACGAGGUUUACGCUUCCUGCGUAUUCGACUCAGGUGACCCCGAGGCUGUCCCAUUUACCUCAAUUCUGUCUUUUGAUCUGUCUGAAUUUAUUGACCCUGACCUCGUUCAUCUGCUAUACGGGUUCAGCAAGGACUUUGCAGCAGGGGGUCUCCAUCUUGGAUUUCUCGUCUCUCAAAACGCACAGCUUCUCCUAGCUUGCCAGGCAACACUGAGAUUGCACAGCCCAUCAACUGCAGCAAUCACAAUCGGCACCACAAUUCUCGAAGACACUGAAUUCACCUCCCAGUUCAUACAGAAAUCCCAAGAAAGCCUCUCCAGAUCUUACCGCCUCGUCACCUCAGUCUUUGACAAAGAAGGUAUACAAUAUAUCAAGGGAGGUAAUGCUGGCUUCUUCAUAUAUAUAAAUUUGUCCCCUUAUCUCCCCAGGAAUAUUAGCGUCAAGGACCAUGACCCCCAAAAUGGUAAUAAUAAUAAUGAUAAUAAGAGCACCGGGGAUGUCCAUCGUGAAUUUGCAUUAGCACAGCAUCUAUUUGAUGCGGGCGUCUUUCUGCAUCCAAAUGAAGAGCACGCGAAGGAACCUGGGUGGUUUAGGCUUGUGUUUGCUCAUGAGGAGGAUACCCUUCAGGAAGGUUUAAAGAGGAUGCUCGGUGUUUUGAGAUCCGUGAAUUGGAAUGAUCCUAAAUAAAUAAAC
Molecule: messenger RNA, 1339 nt
Organism: Monascus purpureus
Lineage: Eukaryota; Fungi; Ascomycota; Eurotiomycetes; Eurotiales; Aspergillaceae
Source: the annotation of a GenBank genome assembly